Messenger RNA from Penicillium verrucosum, 1899 nucleotides. It is a transcript of the gene eng2, whose product is annotated as putative GPI anchored endo-1,3(4)-beta-glucanase. Bases 1 to 1899 code for a protein of 632 amino acids. Lineage: Eukaryota; Fungi; Ascomycota; Eurotiomycetes; Eurotiales; Aspergillaceae. Gene Ontology annotation, biological process: glucan catabolic process. The transcript has a single exon. Gene Ontology annotation, molecular function: hydrolase activity, hydrolyzing O-glycosyl compounds. The record is from RefSeq and is a predicted model, not a curated record.
AUGGUUUCUUCAACACGUUCAUUGAGCGCUGGAUCGCUGAUGCUCGCUUUGUUAUCUUCCCCCGUGGCCGCCACAACUUACUCGCUAGUGGAGAAUUGGCAGGGAAAGCACUUCCUGGAUUACUUCAAUUUCCACGUCGGUUCUGACCCGACCAACGGCUUCGUUAACUAUCUCGACAAGGAGACCGCCGAAAGUUCAGGCCUCGUCAAGGUCACCGACAGUGGUAGUGUGUAUCUGGGUGUCGACCAUGCUACUAAGCUGGACGGCAACGGCAAGAAGGGCCGUGAUUCGGUUCGUAUUGGCAGCAAGAAAUACUAUGACCAGUCCCUCGUCAUCGCCGAUAUCGCCCACAUGCCUGGUGGCGCCUGCGGUACCUGGCCUGCCUUCUGGUCCGUCGGAAAGAAUUGGCCUUCAGACGGUGAGAUUGAUAUCAUCGAAGGUGUCAACAUGGCGGAUCACAACGAAAUUGUUAUGCACACAGCCGGCACUUGCAGUGUGACAGAUACGGAUAUGACCGGUUCCGUCAACGCUACAGGGUGUGGUGCGGACCUAGGUACCGUCGGUUGCAAGAUCGAGGGUCACGAGGGGAGUUAUGGCACAUCUUUUAACAAACAAAAAGGUGGUGUGUAUACGCUGCAGUGGACCGACGAUUUCCUCAAGAUUUGGUUCUUCCCCCGAAGCUCGAUCCCGGCCUCGAUUACCAGCGGCAAGCCCGAUGUAACCGAAUUCGGUAAGCCGAUGGCCCUGGUGCAGGAAUCAUGCGACGUUGCCACCGCCUUCCAGCCCCAGUCGUUUACUUUUGAUACCACCUUCUGUGGAGACUGGGCAGGUGUUGUGUACGGUGAUUCUGGUUGCCCCAUGACCGGCGGCGAUUCCUUCCAGAGCUGCCACAACUACGUCGCCAACAACCCAGCUCAGUUCAAGGAGACUUACUGGGAAAUCAACUCUGUCAAGAUCUAUCAGACUGGUGUGAAGGGAAUUGCCCCAGUUUCAUCAUCCGAGUCCGAGCCGGCUACGACUGCUGCUGCUCCUGUUGUUUCGAAGACAACUGCUGAGACCCACGCUGAUCACACUACUACUGCUACUGCUGUGCACUCAGUUGCUUCCAAGGAAGAUAAAACCGCUGGAGCAGUCCAGGAACUUACGACUGCGUCUGUUCCUGUGGUUUCGAAGACAACUGCUGAGACCCACGCUACUCACACUACUACUGCUACUGCUGUGCACUCAGUUGCUUCCAAGGAAGAUAAAACAGCUGGAGCAGUCCAGGAACUUACGACUGCGUCUGUUCCUACUGUUGCAGCUACUGCCGAAAGCUCUGCUACCGAAGCCGUCGAACAGCCUUCUGGCAAGAAGACUCGCACAAUCACCUCUAUAGUCACUGCAACUGAGACCGUCUGUCCCGAGGACGAAAAGUCCUCCGCUAUUGCCGCGCACUCCUCCGUGUCAGCCACAGCCACCGCUCCAGCUGUGCAAUCUGUCCAAGUCCCAGCCCACGGCAAAGAUCCGGAGGCACGCACUUCUGCCUCUCCUGUGGUCCCCUUGAGCGUCGCAUCUACCCCAGCUGGUCACGGUCACGGUCACAGUCACGGUCACACGCACUCGAAGCAUACAUCCAUUCCUGUCGCUACGUCCGUCGCCACUGAGAGCUUCGGUGGUUCAUGGAAGCCUUCUGCGAUCCCCUCUGCCGUUGUCUCCGACGUUCCUUACGAGCCCUCCAAGUCCCUGAUCCCUGCCACUACCGAUGCCUCCGCGCAGCAGCCUACAUCGGCUACAUCUGCCUUCUAUGUUCCUACCGGCUCUGAAUCCGGAGCCAGCCCUGUCUUUACCGGUGCCGCUGAUCGUUUGUCCAUGAGCACCUCGGCUCUCUUCCUUGGAGUCGUUGUCGCCUUCUUGGCUUAG